AUGGCGAAUGUGAACGCCUCGGUGUGUAAUCUAGAACGCUACAAGUGCUCUGACAAGGGCAUGAUCCUCCCGCUGGUGAACGAGUAUUCCUGGUCUCUAGAAGCACGGAUUAUCGUCUAUCUCAUCGGCAUGUUAUGGAGUUUCAUGGGUGUGUCCAUAAUAGCUGAUAUCUUUAUGCAGGCCAUAGAGACAAUAACCAGCAAAACAAGAGUCAUCGAAAUUCCUGAUCCCGAUUUUCCGGGAGAGAAUAAACAAAUUCAUGUAAAAGUCUGGAACGACACGGUGGCCAAUCUAACUUUGAUGGCCCUGGGUUCCAGCGCUCCCGAAAUCCUUUUAUCCGUCAUUGAAAUUAUUUGGAACGGAUUCCGAUCUGGGGACCUAGGUCCCAGUACCAUUGUGGGUUCGGCGGCCUUCAAUCUUCUGUUCAUAACGGGCGCCUGUCUACUGGUGAUCCCAUCUGGAGAGGUGCGAAGGAUCAGAAGUAUCAAGGUAUUCGCCGUAACGGCUGCAUUCAGUGUGUUCGCAUACCUGUGGCUCAUCGUCAUUCUCCUUCUUAUCACCCCUCAUUACGUGGACCUCUGGGAGGCCUUCCUCACCUUACUCUUCUUCCCAUUCCUCGUCAUCAUCGCUUUCCUCACCGACAAGGACUACUGUGGAAGAAAAGCCGUGGGGGACAGCACAGCCGGGCUGAAGAUUGAUAUUCACACGAUGUCUGUGACAGGGGAGGAUGCUGACAAGGCUUUGGUAUCUUCUGUUGUGAAGAGAAUAGGCAGGACCCCAAACAUAUCGGACGUGACUGUGGCGAAGAUAACAGCCAAGUACAUCCAGGAGAAUUCCCACCACAGCCGUGCCUGGUAUCGUAUGAACGCCAUUCGGCAAAUGUCGGGAUCACAACCGCUCGUCCCGAAGCUUACCGAGGAGCAGGAGGAGCUUCUUAGUAGACUGUACAGUAACAAAGAGUUUGACUCUGAAACCCCGGUUCGCAACUCGGCCGCCAUUGUGAACAAAGCCAUUCUAGAGUUUGCUGCCUCAACAGUAGCCAUCUUGGAAAAAGACAAGAGGGUCCGAAUUGUGGUAAACAGAGGGGGACGCCAGAAUAACAGGGUCAUUUUCAAGGUGGAGACGGUUGACGGCACAGCCAAGUCGGGUGAGGAUUAUCGCCCCUUAAAACAGACACUCGUCUUUGAGCCGGAUGAAGUGAUCAAACCAAUAGACAUUGAGAUCAUCGAUGAUAACCAAUGGGAGCCGGAUGAGGUGUUUUUUGUAAGGCUGACAGUAGAAUCGGGCCAGGGUGCCAUAGUUGGGGACAAGGCAGUCUGCCAGGUCACCAUUUUGAAUGACGAUGAUCCCGGUACAUUUCAGUUCAGUGGACCUAGUUACUUGUUCAAGGAAAGCUGUGGUAAAGCUCUGAUUCCCUUGGAGAGACUGAGUGGAGCGGAUGGCAAAGUCAGCGUUAAAUGGAAGACUACAGACAUGUCCGCCGUAAAUGGAAAGGACUUUAAAGGAGGAGAGGGCGAGCUGAAGUUUUUCCAUGGAGAAGUCAGCAAGAUGCUGGAGAUACCCAUUUUCGAUGACCAGGAAGCAGAAAAAGAUGAAAACUUCCAAGUGGAGCUGAUAAGCACAACAGGCGGUGCAAAGCUGGGACGAAUCACACGCGCAGUCAUCACCAUUGUUAACGAUGACGACUACAAUGGUCUGGUUAGUAGAGUUGUGAACAUGACCAAUACGAACCUGGAUAACGUCCGGCUCCAGACGCAGUCCUGGGGAGACCAGUUCAAGACAGCUAUGAACGUUAAUGGAGGAGAUGUGGAGACAGCUACCUUCUUCGAUUAUAUGAUGCAUUUUUUCACUUUUGGAUGGAAGGUUAUCUUCGCCCUGGUGCCACCUCCCUCUAUUUGGAAUGGUUGGUUAGCAUUCAUCAUCGCCCUCGCCUUCAUCGCCAUCUUGACGACUUUCAUUGGAGAUCUCGCCGGCAUAUUUGGUUGUCUGAUUGGCUUAAACGACAUCGUAACCGCCAUCACUUUCGUUGCCUUGGGUACUAGUCUUCCAGAUCUGUUUGCCAGUAAACAGGCGGCCCAACAAGAGAAAAACGCUGAUAAUUCCAUUGGGAACGUGACUGGAAGUAACUCAGUCAAUGUAUUUUUAGGUCUCGGUUUACCAUGGGUUGUAUCCUCCAUAUACUGGACCGCUAAGGGUGAAUCGUUUGAAGUUCCCGCGGGAUCACUUGCAUUCAGCGUAAUGCUCUAUACAGUAUUUGCCAUUUGCUGUAUCGCACUCUUGAUGCUUCGGCGAAACAUUGCUGCGUUCGGUAAAGCGGAACUAGGUGGGAAUACAGGUUUGAAGAUCGCAUCGGCUGUUGUGUUGAUGACACUCUGGGUGCUUUAUGUUCUGCUGUCCUCCCUUGAAGUCUAUGGCAUCAUAAAAGCGGGAUUUUAA
Molecule: messenger RNA, 2436 nt
Organism: Liolophura sinensis
Lineage: Eukaryota; Metazoa; Mollusca; Polyplacophora; Chitonida; Chitonidae
Product: sodium/calcium exchanger 3-like
Exons: 10
Coding region: 1-2436 (811 amino acids)
Biological process (GO): calcium ion import across plasma membrane; cell communication; sodium ion transmembrane transport
Cellular component (GO): postsynapse; axon; sarcolemma
Molecular function (GO): calcium:sodium antiporter activity
Source: RefSeq, a predicted model, not a curated record